This is a messenger RNA of Zygotorulaspora mrakii, 1596 nucleotides long. RefSeq names its product rRNA-processing protein BFR2 (gene BFR2). Gene Ontology annotation, cellular component: nucleus; nucleolus. The record is from RefSeq and is a predicted model, not a curated record. The transcript has a single exon. Gene Ontology annotation, biological process: maturation of SSU-rRNA from tricistronic rRNA transcript (SSU-rRNA, 5.8S rRNA, LSU-rRNA). NCBI's taxonomy places the organism in Eukaryota, Fungi, Ascomycota, Saccharomycetes, Saccharomycetales, Saccharomycetaceae. Bases 1 to 1596 code for a protein of 531 amino acids.
AUGGGUAAUCUCUUAGCAGAUCAGAUUAUAGAGAUUUCAAAUAGGCCUGUAAAUGCUGAUUACGACAUUGAGGACAAUGACGUAGGAGUCUUUGAACAUAGAGACGACAGGUCUAGCGGUGAUGAGAGUGAUGGAUCAGCAGACGAUGCAGGCAGUAAGAAUCAAAAAGACCAUUACGUCUCAGUAGGAAAUUCCAAACUUAGGGAUGACGGUAUGGAGCUGGAUGGAGGUAAGUAUCAUGGAGCAAAGGGAUCAAGACAUGAGUUGUUUGAUGACGGACUUGAAGAGGGUAUCCCAACCGAGGAGGAAUCGGCACAAGAGAGUGAUGCUGUCUCGUGGCGCACAGACUCCGAGGAUGAGGCGGAUAGCGAUCGCGAAAGUAGCAGUGGGGAAGAAGUGGAAGCGGAGCAAGAUGAAGAAGUCGAAGAGGAAUCUGAAGUGAAAAGAGACCGUUUAGCUGAAAUGGUUGAGCAGGAAACGAGGAAAGCGGUCAAAAAGCUAUCAGAGACAACCCAACGAGAUGCAGCCAAGGGUCUUUGCAUCAUUGAACAGUCUCAGUUAUUCGAUAGCAUUUUAGACGUUAGAAUGAAACUGCAAAAAGGUAUAGCAGCAGCUAACAAUUUACCUCUAAGCGAGAAUUCAUGGUCUUACUACGAGUCUCAAUCUCCUGAAACUGAAAAACUUUUGAAGAAGACCAGCAAACUUCUGGAAAAAUUGCUCGGCCAAAUGGUGGAUUUUAGGAAAGAAUUUCAGAUCAAUGACAAUAUCUCUCCAAGUAGUGAAGAAAAGCACGGGAAAUCGCAGAAGAAAAGGUCAAUCAGUCAAUUGACCAAAGACACAGCAGGUCUUGAUGAUGAAUUGAUGGAAUACAGAUCUGCGGUUCUUAAUAAAUGGUCAACAAAAGUUAAUGCUGCAUCCGGUAAAUCUGCAUUGAACUCGUCUAAAUUCAAAGCAAUCAAUCAGCCUUCAGAUGUGCAGGUCGAGAAUCAAUUAUCAGAUAUGGAUAGACUGAUAAAGCGGACAUGUUUGAGCAGGAGAAACACCAGACCAUUGAGAUUUCAAGAAGAUUUAAAAUGCGGUAGAUUAAGUUUAUUGGAACCCCCAGAGGACAAAGAGGACUCAAAAAAUGAUCCAGGUGAGGACAUUGAUAUUCCUAAAAACUAUGAUCCAAGAAGAAAGGAUGAUACCAGUAUAGAUACAAGCGAAAAUCCAUAUAUCUUUGACGAUGAAGACUUCUACCGUGUAUUACUGAAUGAUCUUGUUGAUAAAAAAAUAUUAAAUGCAAAGAAUUCUCAAGGUAGUAGUGCUACAAUUGCGAUAACCUCUCGCUCAAAUAAUAAGCUAAAGAAAAAUAUCGAUACUAAGGCUUCCAAAGGAAGAAAACUAAAUUACUCUAUUCAAGAAGCCAUCGCAAACUUUGAAGCUCCAAGAGACCUCGGUUAUAAAUGGUCGGAUGAGCAGAUUGAUGAGUUUUUUGCUGGUUUGCUGGGCCAAAAGGUUAGUUUUGACGAAGUUGAAGAUCAUUCCGGUAACGAAAAUGAAGAUGCUCAAGAAUCUUCCGCAUUCAAGAACGAUGACAUUCAAAUAUUUGGUUGA